Molecule: messenger RNA, 5129 nt
Organism: Galleria mellonella (greater wax moth)
Lineage: Eukaryota; Metazoa; Arthropoda; Insecta; Lepidoptera; Pyralidae
Gene: Sdc
Product: syndecan
Exons: 5
Coding region: 330-1202 (290 amino acids)
Biological process (GO): cell migration
Cellular component (GO): membrane; cell surface
Source: RefSeq, a predicted model, not a curated record
GUACUGCGAGAGGCGUAUUUUAUUAGUGCAGAUGACAUGAAGUAGCUGGCUAGUUCCAACGGCAAUCGGCCGACGACCGAGCGUCUGAUGCGAGUGAAGUUAACCGCAGAGUAAACGAACGGGGCGCGCGCCUCCAUCGCACUGAACUAAGCCCCAAGCGUCAUUCAGUUUACUACAAUCGCGCGACGACCCUGUAUGUCGUUUCACGAGUUGUUGUGACCCGUGUAUAUAGUGUUAGUGGAAUAACAUAACAGCAAAUUGUUUGGUGCUGUGUUAAUAGUGCUGUUGUGCAAUACUGCUGGUGCGACGGCUCCCAUUCACUUGUUGUGAUGCAUUUGAGGAUAUAUCUAUGGCUGUCUUGUGUAGCCCUCGCAGGAUAUGUACGAGCGACAGAGAACAGUGUCAUCCCCACGCAAGACUUGACACAGGAAUACAUAGACGAUGAUGGAUCAGGCUUAGAACCUGACGAGAGCUCCGGCUCCGGUUGGGGCGCAGGUCCAGGAGUUGACGACGAGGACGGCCGAGGAUCAGGUGACACGCCACCCGGGGACUCAGAUGACGAAGACUACUUCGACCCAACAACAAAAGCUCCCACCACCCCGGCACCCAUCAACCCGGAUACCACCCCAGUACCUAACACCCCGGCGCCCAAUACCCCAGAAAUCGAAUCCGUGGAAGAUCCCAACUAUGACAUCAUGGAUGCGUUCGGAAAGUUCACGCCAGUCAGUGAAGAUACCACGACGCCCCCUACAGACAAUCAGAUCGAUGUAGUCAUUCCUCGCGUGGCCAAACCAAGUGAAGGUAGCCCAGACGUGGUCGUCGGUGGCGCGAGGGACACGCCACCCUCGCGCCCAGAGCAAACUGACAUCAGCAUCUCUGGUGAAGACACCAACCCUGAUACUGAUCACGAGUCAGCCGGAUCGAAUAUAGAGUCGGAUUCGCGGCCAGCAGAUACCGACGUCUUCAUCAUGAACGCGAAACCCGAAGACAGAGCCACCAGCUUCUUCGCGCAGCCUGGCAUCCUUGCUGCUGUAAUCGGAGGCGCAGUGGUUGGACUGCUAUGUGCAAUCCUAGUAGUCAUGUUCAUAGUGUAUCGUAUGCGCAAGAAGGACGAGGGCUCGUACGCCCUCGACGAGCCAAAGAGAAGCCCCGCCGCUGCAUCCUACGGGAAGGGACACAACAACCGGGAAUUUUAUGCGUGAGACGACACCGAAACCACAACACCACAAGUUUAUUAGUCAACCAACCAACCGAGACUGGACAUAGCCAAUGGACAAGUCUCAAUUGGAACGAAACUUUUUUAAAAAUUUGAAUUGGUAUUGCGUUCCAUUUCACGCACUCUUCAAUACACAAUCACUUAUUUCGUUAAUGUAACGAAAUCUUUAUCUCCGGCCUUGUGCGUGAACGCCACCUUCCACAAUGCUAUUUUACAAUUUUAUUGUUUCAAUACGAACAUACAUAAUGUACGGAUUGUACUGUAAAAUGUACAAACUUGGUACAUUUAGUAAAGUUUGUCUUAACGAAGAGUCAGAAUGCAAAUUAAGGGGCAGUGAAAUGUUAAAAUGAAUUAUCAAUUUGAAGACCAAAUUUUAUAUGUAAAUUCGUGAGAUAAUGUUUCGGGCAUGAACCGGAAAAAUUUGUCUACGCCGCGUAACAACAAGUGAAGCACACAAAGUGAGAAAGCUUACUUGUAUAUACGUGCCUCACUCACACUAACAUGACAUAUUAGCUGCGAAUGCGCAGUCUGACAGCGUUGUAAUAGUUGUAAAUUUUAAGUAAAAAUAUCACACAUGCAUAUUUUUUUGUGGUGUGGUCACCAAAGCUUCACUUGUGUGCACAAUGAGGCGACGCGCGAUUGUUUUUCACGUAGUUUUCAGUAACAAUAUACCCGAGUGUUGCUAUGAUAUUCUUCAAGCUUCGAGACCAAUGUUGUUUGAAUGUGGAAAUAUCAUUGUUUGAUAACAUUUGAUGCUGCAUGAAAGAUCUAGUGUGUUUUCUGUAAAAAAAUCAAUGUGCCAUCUGUUUUUUUUUUAACUGUAAAUUGCCAUUUUCUCUUCGCAUAGACUAAUUUAUAAAGUCAAAAUUUAAGCGUAGAUUACGUCCAUAUCUACUGAUUCUUUUUGUAUGUAUAUAAAAUAAGAGCAUGUGUAAUGUAUAUUAAGUCUUCAGGUGUGUUGAAAUAUUAUUGCUUCAAUUUUAUCAUCGAAAUUAUUAAACAAAAUAUUUCUAAAUUUUUGGCUGUUAUUUACAUGAAUGGUUUGCUUAUUUUUUGACAUUAAAAACAAAUGUUAUGUUCCUUUCAUGCCUAGAUAGGUAUUUUUUUAAUUAGUCUUAUAAUAAUAUCUUUAUUAUGUAAUCAAUUGGGUUUUUACGAUAUUUUAAGUACUUUAGUUACAUAAAUUAAUUUUUUGGCUAUGAAUUGAUAAAGGAAUUAAUUAUUUUUUAUUUAUAUCCUUUUUUAUGUGUUAUUAGUCUUUCGAUAGUUAUUAAAACUUUCAUUUUGAAAGUAUAAUAACAUGAAAGCUUAGUUCGUUCAUGUGUAAUUGGUAUGUUUUAUGUAUUUUACAAUAAAUACGUAAGUAUAUAAUGUACCUACUAAUAAGCAACGCUUUCUUUAUUUAGAAUCAAAUAGUUAUCUUAGUAAUUUUAUAUUUAAUGAAAUGUCAACCAACCGUAGUCUAGUGUUCAUCAAUAAUUCGAUUUUCUUUUUAGAUUUAAUUUAAAAGGCCCUACGUAAUAAUAGUGGCAACAUUGCGAUAUCCUAUCGAAUUUUGUUUAUGUCGUUAUUUUAAAAUUGCACCCUUUUAUCGAAAUGUUUUUCUAAUCGUUUUAACAUAAUCAUGAUUAUUUUUUUUUAAGGAAAGAAAUUUAAAAUGAGAAUUCAAAUUACGUUUGGUUUUAAACUUCGAACUUAGCCUAACAAAUCAAGCUAACGUCCUAAGUAAACACACAAGAUAUUUUUUUAUUGUAAUUAACGUAAAAUUGAUUACAUUUGAUUACAGUUAGUGGCACAAUAUAAAUGAAAUACAAAAUUUUAAGGAUAUCGCAGCGUCUUUGUCCAGAAGGGCCUCUUGAUAGCUUUUAAACUAGGUUGUGCAACGAAAAACUAUAACCUAAUUUUUAUUGUUUUUCCAUAUAAUAGAUAAUCAUGGUUUAUCUAUUUACCUGUUGUGCCAUCUCAUUUAUAAGAUUUCUUUUAAUUCAGCCUACAGCUUUCGAAACGGUAAUGCAUGCUCUAUCAUAAAUUAUUGUUAUUAACUUUUAAUAAUUUAUUGCUGCUAAGGAGGUCAAUUAAUUUAUGCAUAAAUUAUGGAAUAAAAUAAGAUUAAUAAUCAGUGUAUUUAUUUUAAUUAUCAAUAAAACUGUUGAUAAUUAGAAUAUUAUUCGCAGAACGCGAAAACGAUGUUAAUUCCCAUCGAUUGUCUUGUCAGCCUAUAAAAAUGUAAGAAAACCAUACAACGUGUAUAAAAAUAAUUAUAAUACCUAUAAAUUAUUUCUACACACAUAUCCCAGUUACUGAAAUUUUAAAAGAGUAUAUGCUUAUUAAAUAUUCCAUUAUUUGUUAAAUGCUCUUGUAACAAAAUGGGGGAGCCACUAUCUAUGCAAGUAAUAACGUCGAUAAAUGAACUUACUUCUUGGCAAGUGCUCAUUAAAAUUGGAUGGAUAAUACCGAAAUACGCUAAUAAAGUACGUAUCGAAACAUUUCAUGAGUAAAAAAUGGUUUUAACAAAAUACAUGUAAAUUGUAUUAAGUCUGAAGACAGGCGUAAAUAAAUAGACUUUGUUUCAGCUUAUGUCAAUUUUUAUAGACUAAAACAAAUUAAAAAAUAGAACACAACAUAAAAACAUGAAUUCUAUCAAUUGUAUAUAAUUUAGAGUAAAUAUAUUGCAAAUCUGCAUCGGGCGAUUUUUUCCGUACAAUUGUGUGAACACGAGAAAAAAUCGCGAAAAAAUCGCGCAUUGAACAUUCACAAUGUAUUUUAACCGUUACACCUAUUUAUUUUUAUUUGAAAUGGCAGCUAAUUUAAGCAAUUUACAUAUGAUACAAUCAAAUUCACAAUACAUUCCUUGCGGUUUCAUUAAUAAAUUUGAAUAAGCUGUAGAGGGCCUAGGCUCGCCUAGUAUUAAGGAUUUGUACAUUGUAUUUGUAAAUUCUUUUAGAUUUUAAACUAAAUAACUAUGCCUACAGUAAAUAUAUCCUAUAGUUAAUUACAUUUACCUACGCAGACAACAGAAAAUAAAUUUUGUUACUACUUAUUUUCUGCGCACUUGAAACAUGCGAUGUUAGUACAUGAGACGGUGACCAGAUGUCGCUAAUGUGUUAUACUCCUAUAUUUUGUAUCCUAAUAAACGAAAUAUGUAUCCCUUUAUAAAGAGUCUCAUCUGGAAUCUGUCUUACAUUUAGAGUAUAUUAAAAUGUAUCAUUUUCAUGAAAGUAGCUUUGUAUAUUAUAAAUUAUAAUAAGUAAUGCUAAAAAAAUAAUAUCUAAUAAUUGGAAUAGUUGCCGAAUGAAAAAAUGCCCCAAAUAUGUAUAUUGUUUGAGGGAUUGUAAUCAUCAUUAUGUACCUACCUAUAUUUUUCUAUUAAUUUUUAUUAUAUACUUUGGAUAUUAUUUUCAAUAUUAUACUCGUAGGUAUCUUUAAAUACAUGACAAUAUUACGUUACUUUUAAAUAAGACGUGUAUAAUUUUUAAUUUAAAAUUUCAUUUUAUUAAAAUCCAAAUCAAUUAUUCGCUUCAAAAAGCAGUAAGUAUUGAUUAUUAUCAAUUUAUCAUCAUACUUACUGAAGCUUUGUGUAUACAAAUUAAGGUUUUUGGUCACUAAACAAAAUUAAACAAGAAAAACCAUUCGAUAAUUUAGAAGUUUUGCUUGAAAUUAUCAUUAAUUACAAAAUAAUCAACAAAAAUCUCUAGUCGCGUUCCUAGCGCCAUCUAGUAUUUCUUGUCUAAGUGUGUUCAGUGACCAACCAGCUUAAUAGUUUUGUAUACGCAAUAUAUGUAUGAUUUUUUUUAAUAAGUCAAAUAACGUUGGUUGUUUACGCCUGUUAGUUUAGGUUAGGCUAUACAAAAUGGAUGUCCACCUUGUAAAUAGUGCUCCUUUACACAUAGGUAAAUAUACAGGUCAUUAUGAA